This is a messenger RNA of Enterobius vermicularis (human pinworm), 1596 nucleotides long. The record is from the annotation of a GenBank genome assembly. NCBI's taxonomy places the organism in Eukaryota, Metazoa, Nematoda, Chromadorea, Rhabditida, Oxyuridae.
AUGGGUGCAUUUCCAGUUGCACUUCUUCGUUUCCUUCAUCUUCGCCUUCGUCCUCGUAUUUUUUUUGUCAUUCCUCUAAUUAUCUCGCACUUCAUUUGCCAAACAAAUGCCGUCACUGCAUUCCAUCCAUUAUUACAUCCUGGUUGGCCAACUAACAUCACUUCACCCACUGCAUUAAGGUUAAGAUUUUAUCCGUCUGCAAUCCAAUAUCUUAAUGAAAUUGCGUCUGAUAUUUUGGCAGAACAACUUCCGCGAAUAAUUAUCCCAAAUAUCUACCAUCGAUUAUCUAAUGAUCAGGGUUAUAUUUCACUUAAAAGAGUACGAGUCUCCAGAUUCCGUCGAGCAAAACUUCACAAUAUUUCUGUUUCUGAACCAAACAAAGUCAUUUGGACUAUGUCUGGACUCAAUAUGUGGAUCCUAGGUGAUCUGUCUGGAGAGGUUGAUAUUGUAGUGCCGCUGGACUUGGAAGGUAUGGCUGAAAUUCAAGCCGACGGGAUUGAUUUUAGACUGGAAAGUGCGUUGGAACGUUCACCCUCUGGAGUCGGCCACAUCAGCGCGGUAUCCUGUCGAACUAACAUUAGGCAGGUUUUGGUGGAAAAUCACAACGGUGGACUAGCGGGAAUUGCACUUAAUCUUUUUAAAAUGGCAAUAUCUGAGCAUAUCCGCCCAUUAAUUCAAACACUGAUUUGCAAACGAGUGACAAGAUUUAUUGAUGAAGAUUUGAAUGAAAAACUGGCUAAAUUACAUAGAAAAUUGCCGCUUGCGACUGCCGUCAGCGACAGUUUAUUCACGCAACAGUUUGGCCAUAUACAUCCUGAAACUAUUAUGCAAAGGCUUCCAUUCAAUGUUACAAAUCUACUGAAAGAGGUGAAUUGGAAGAUUACUGUUGAUGAGUUAAAAGUACUGCUGAGUGAAGAUCCAAAAUGUUAUAACAACACUGCUGAACUGGCCAGUGUUGGCAGGUUUGAGGUGGAUAACUUGAGUGAACAAACGCCAUUUGGGCCAUCACCGUUACGGUGGAACGACGCUGGCAGUAAAAACAACGAAAUGAUCAGCCUUCUUUUUUCUGACUACAUCCCAAAUUCACUUUUCUACCAUGCCUUUAGACAAGGACUGCUUAACUUGAAUAUUGAUGAAAUCACCUCCCCAUCAAUGGCGUCAUUUUUGAAAACUUCGUGUACUUUUGAAGCAAUCUGUCUCGCCGACUUAUUGCCCAGCCUGUCAGAAGAUUAUCCAAAAAGCAAAGUUCAGCUGACAUUCACAGCGACCAGACCCCCUGUGAUAGUAUUUUCUUCAAAAGACAGUGGUAUCAUUCUUGUAUAUAUGUACACAGAAGGAACGCAGAAAAAGCAAGCUGCUGUUCUGGAACUGGAUGUUGUAAGCGAUAACCAGUUGCUCAUAAAGGAUAAUAAACUGCAUGGGAAAAUACUGUUUGAAAGGUUUGAUGUCCGCAACACUGUAAAUGAUUCUUCGGUUAACGAUGAGGAGUUGUCAAACUUAGGAUUACUAGGAUCAGAAAUGAUUGAAAACACAAUCAAUGACGCCCUUCGUCAUGGUUUCCCAAUCCCUGUGCCAGAAGGUUAUCAGCUUUUCUGA